This is a messenger RNA of Passer domesticus (house sparrow), 4780 nucleotides long. RefSeq lists its product as uncharacterized. The transcript is spliced from 49 exons. The coding region runs from base 86 to 4471 and encodes 1461 amino acids. The record is from RefSeq and is a predicted model, not a curated record. Lineage: Eukaryota; Metazoa; Chordata; Aves; Passeriformes; Passeridae.
CCUGCUGCUCCUGGCUGUGGCCCUGCCUGCCAGGGCUGCCCAGGCUGCUCCGCUGCAAGCACGGCGAGCAGACUGGAAUCGUGACAUGGGUUUUCAGGAAGUCCUGAUGAAUGAUGGUUUGAAGUUCUUUGAGGAUGCUAGAGCUGAACCUGCUGGUGAAGGCCCCACAUCCAGGACUGAGGCUCUGGGAUAUGCUGAGGGUGUGUCUACAGGGAGGAGAUUCAUACGUACGUUGGUGGUUAUUGCCAACAAGACCAGUCUGCAUGGCAGGGUUCCUCCAAAGAGGAAGAUGCAAGACACAGCAGAGAAGAUAUCCCUGGAACCAUCCAAACAGAUGAGGCAAGUGUUGAAGAAAAUGCUGCAGGGAGGACAAGAAAUGAAAGGAGAGCCUGUGCAGAAGGAAGCAUUUCCCGGUGGAAGCAGUGGUUCCGUGCCAGCCUCUGCUGCAGGAAGGGAGGCCAUGCCAGGCACAGGCACAGGAGAUGAGGUUGCUUCUCCAUCAGCUUGGAUGAAUAAAGUUUUGAAGCCCUUGGAGCCUCCUGCAGAUGUGUCUACAGGGAGGACUUCUCCAGCUCCUACCUUGGAUUUUGCACUCAAGUCCAGCUACCAUCACAGUGGGAAAGUCCAAGAUACAACAGAUAAGAUGUCCCUGCAACCAUCCAAACAGAUGAGGAAAGAGCUGAAGGAACCCCUGCAGACAAGAGAAGAGAUGGACAUAGUGCUUCAGUGGAAGGUGGCAAUUCCUGAAGGAAGCACUCCAUCUUCAAUGCGAGCCCCAGCUGCAGGAAGGAAGGCAAUGCCAGACACGGGCACAGGCACAGCAGACUGGGAUCCUGGGACGGUUCCUCCAUUAGCCUGGCGCUCUGAAGUUGUGAAGCCCUCUGGGCAUUCUGCAGCCGUGUCUGCAGGGACAACUCCACCAACUACUAACUUGGAUGCUGCACAUAAGCCCAGCUCCCAUGGCAGGGGUCCUCCACCAGAAGAGAUCAAAGACAUGGCAGACAAGAAAUUCCUGGACCCAUUAGAAAUCAUGUGGCAAAUGCUGAAGGAACGUCUGCAGAGAAGGCAAGAAAUGAAAGGAGAGCCUGCGGAGAAAGAAGCAUUUCCCGGAGGAAGCAGGGGCUCCAUGUCAGCCUCUGCUGAAGGAAGGGAGGCCAUGCCAGGCACAGGCACAGGAGAUGAGGCUGGGAAGGCUUCUCCAUCAGCUUGGAUGAAUAAAGUUUUGAAGCCCUUGGAGCCUCCUGCAGAUGUGUCUACAGGGAGGACUUCUCCAGCUUCUCCAGCUCCUACCUUGGAUGCUAUACGCAAGCCCAGCUCCCAUCACAGUGUUACUCCAACAGGGAAAAUCCAAGAUACAACAGAUAAGAUGUCCCUGCAACCAUCCAAACAGAUGAGGAAAGAGCUGAAGGAACCCCUGCAGACAAGAGAAGAGAUGGACAUAGUGCUUCAGUGGAAGGUGGCAUUUCUUGAAGGAAGCACUCCAUCUUCGGUGCCGGCCCCUGCUGCAGGAAGGAAGGCAAAGCCAGACACGGGCACAGGCACAGCAGACUGGGAGGCUGGGAAGGAUUCUCCAUUAGCCUGGCGCUCUGAAGUUGUGAAGCCCUCCGAGCAUUCUGCAGAUAUAUCUGGAGCAACGACUGCACCAACUCCUACCUUGGAUGCUGCACAAAAGCCCAGCUCCCAUCACAGGAGUCCUCUGACAGGAGAGACCAAAGACAUGGCAGGCAAGAAAUUCCAGAACCCAUUAGAAAUCAUGUGGCAAAUGCUGAAGGAAUGUCUGCAGACAAGACAAGAAAUGAACGGAGAGCCUGUGCAGAAGGAAGCAUUUCCCGGAGGAAGUAGUGGUUCCGUGCCAGCCUCUGCUACAGGAAGGGAGGCCAUGCCAGGCACAGGCACAGGAGACUGGAAUCGUGACAUGGGUUUUCAGGAAGUCCUGAUGAAUGAUGGUUUGAAGUUCCUGGAGGAUGCUGGAGCUGAACCUGCUGGUGAAGGCCCCACAUCCAGGACUGAGGCUCUGGGAUAUGCUGAGGGUGUGUCUGCAGGGAGGACUUUCAUACGUCCUUUGGUGGUUAUUGCUGACAAGCCCAGCUCCCAUGGCAGGGUUCCUCCAAAAGGGAAGAUGCAAGACACAAGUGACAGGAUAUCCCUGGAACGAUCCAAACAGACGAGACAAGUGCUGAAGGAACUCCUGCAGACAAGACAAGAAAUUAAAGGAAAGCCUAUGCAGAAGGAAGCAUUUCCCGGUGGAAGCAGUGGCUCCAUGCCAGCCUCUGCUCCAGGAAGGGAGGUGAUGCCAGGCACAGUCAAGGAAGAUGAGGUUGCUGGGAAGGCUUCUCCAUCAGCUUGGAUGAAUAAAGUUUUGACGCCCUUGGAGCCUCCUGCGGAUGUGUCUACAGGGAGGACUUCUCCAGCUCCUACCUUGGAUGCUGUACGCAAGCCCAGUUCCCAUCACAGGGGUUCUCCGACAAGGAAGAUCCUAUACACAACAGAUAAGAUAUCCCUGGAACAAUCUAAACAGAGGAGGCAAGAGCUGAAGGAACUCCUGCAGACAAGACAAGAGAUGGACAUAGUGCUUCAGUGGAAGGUGGCAUUUCUUGAAGGAAGCACUCCAUCUUCGGUGCCAGCCCCUGCUGCAGGAAAGCAGGCAAAGCCAGACACGGGGACAGGCACAGCAGACUGGGAGGCUGGGAAGGAUUCUGCAUUAGCCUGGCGCUCUGAAGUUGUGAAGCCCUCUGGGCAUUCUGCAGGCGUGUCUGCAGGGACGACUUCACCAACUCCUACCUUGGAUGAUACAGAAAAGCCCAGCUCCCAUGGCAGGGGUCCUACGACAGGAGAGACCAAAGACAUGGCAGAAAAGAAAUUCCAGGACCCAUUAGAAAUCAUGUGGCAAAUGCUGAAGGAAUGUCUGCAGAGAAGGCAAGAAAUAAAAGGAGAGCCUGUGCAGAAGGAAGCAUUUGCAAGAGGAAGCAGUGGCUCCAUGCCAGCCUCUGCUCCAGGAAGGGAGGCAAUGCCAGGCACAGGCACGGGAGAUGAGGUUGCUGGGAAGGCUUCUCCAUCAGCUUGGAUGAAUAAAGUUUUGAUGCCCUUGGAGCCUCCUGCGGAUGUGUCUACAGGGAGGACUUCUCCAGCUCCUACCUUGGAUGCUGUACGCAAGCCCAGUUCCCAUCACAGGGGUUCUCCGACAAGGAAGAUCCUAUACACAACAGAUAAGAUAUCCCUGGAACAAUCUAAACAGAGGAGGCAAGAGCUGAAGGAACUCCUGCAGACAAGACAAGAGAUGGACAUAGUGCUUCAGUGGAAGGUGGCAUUUCUUGAAGGAAGCACUCCAUCUUCGGUGCCAGCCCCUGCUGCAGGAAAGCAGGCAAAGCCAGACACGGGGACAGGCACAGCAGACUGGGAGGCUGGGAAGGAUUCUGCAUUAGCCUGGCGCUCUGAAGUUGUGAAGCCCUCUGGGCAUUCUGCAGGCGUGUCUGCAGGGACGACUUCACCAACUCCUACCUUGGAUGAUACAGAAAAGCCCAGCUCCCAUGGCAGGGGUCCUACGACAGGAGAGACCAAAGACAUGGCAGAAAAGAAAUUCCAGGACCCAUUAGAAAUCAUGUGGCAAAUGCUGAAGGAAUGUCUGCAGAGAAGGCAAGAAAUAAAAGGAGAGCCUGUGCAGAAGGAAGCAUUUGCAAGAGGAAGCAAUGGUUCCAUGCCAGCCUCUGCUCCAGGAAGGGAGGCAAUGCCAGGCACAGGCACAGGAGCUGAACCUGCUGGUGAAGGCCCCACAUCCAGGACUGAGGGUCUGGGAGAUGCUGAGGUGUGCCUGUGCAGAUCAGCAGAGAUGGCAGAAGUUUCUGUGGCUGUUGAGUUACAGGUGUGUCUGCAGGGAGGACUUCUCCAGCUCCAGGGCUGGGUGCUUGGCCCCAACCCAGCUCCCAUGGCAGGUCCUCCAAAAGGGAAGACCCAAGAUACUGCAGCUAAAAUGUCUCAUGACUCAGGUGAAUUCCUGAGACAAACACAGAAGGAAGCACCCGGAGGACAAGUGAUGGACCAAAAGGCUGUGCAGAAGGAGGAACAGCCAGGGAGAAGCAGUGGCUCAUUGGCAGCCCUAGCUGCAGGAAAGAAGGCAAUGACAGACACAGGCACAGGCGCAGCAGAUGCAGGCAGCACCACAAGACCUGUUCCCGAUGCCCAGGAUGGCCUCAGAAGGGGUUUCUGUCAGGGAACCAGCUGCUGGCUAGGGUUACUGGGAGGCAUGCUUUAUUUGGAGUUUGUCUUCAUGAUGUGCUGCAUUGGAAUCUGGUAUUCUUGGAACAGAAAACAGAGCACCUCUGGACAGCAGUUGGAAGACGGUGGCUGCACCUCACACCCAGACAGCGUGAGCAGCUCCUCCAGCAGCAGGAACGGCCUGGACAGCCCUCUCAAGUCUUCUGUGAAGAGGACCCCAGAACAACCGUCUACGAGGAAGCCUCUUAUUGCCCCAUAGAUCCCACUGCCACCUGCUCUCCCCAUGGGCCUCCCCAAGCUGCCUUCAUCCCUUUUUUUAUCUUUGUCUGUCCCAUCCCAGCCAACCCGAGUUCCUCUAGAGACCCCAGGACCAGCCCAGCACCUUCCAGCCCUUCCUGAGACCAACACAUCCCUUCCUCUGCCCCUGAGCCCCCUGGCCUUGCCCUCUAAGAAACACUGAAGGUGACACCCCACCCCACCCUCCCCCCCCCCCACUUGCAGAGUAGGCAAUGGCCUAUUCUUCUGUUUAAAUAAAGAGAUGGAUCCGUGUUGUGGUUUGAAAUCAAAA